UGGAGUACAAGCAGAGACAAGAAAGAAGCUGCCACUCCACCCUGCAACGUCUGCCUGGCCUCUGCUUCCCAGCCAGCUGCUUGACGCCCACGGCCAAAGGCAGGAGGAGAGCAGGGAGCCUGCCCAAGGUCGCGUGUCCAGGAUCCCAUGGCAAUGGAUUGGUGGAGGGACAAUUUCUGGAUCAUCUUGGCUGUGGCCAUCAUCGUUGUCUGCGUGGGCCUGAGCAUCUUCCUGUUCUGUGUCUGUAGGUGUCUGUUUAGACAAGGCAAGAAACUCGAAAUUGCCAAGCCCUUGAAACAAAAGCAGAGAGAUGAAGAAACGAUGUAUGAGAAUGUUACCAAUCAAUUCUCAGUUCAAUUACCCCCUCUGCCACCCAGGGGUGUGCUUUCUCCAGAAGUUGCCUCCCCACAGGAAACCCCAAGUCGGCCACCAGCUGCAUACGCAUCAGUACCUAAAGUUAGAAAUAAGAAGACAAUGGCCGUCCCAAGCUAUAUUGAGCCUGAAGAUGACUAUGAUGACGUUGAUAACCCUGCACAUAUGGAAAACCAUCAUCUUGAAACAACCGCUUCUUCUUUUUGACAAGCAGAAGAGGGUUCGUUCACACAGCUUAUUUUAAACCGUCAAGAAUGGUCGAACUUCAGUAGGUAUCCAGGUCCGAAAGCCAGUGGUAAUGGUACGAGCUCUGUAAGAUAAGCACUUCCUGAAUCGUAGAUGAAGAAGCAUCAGUGAUCAGAUAAUCGCAGCCAGAGGAAAGACGCCCAUGCUCAGCUCUGAGGAGUCAGUCCUUGAGCUUCUGCUGAGUGAGGUUCCAGGCGGGGGACCACUGGGUUCCGCCGUCCCCACCCGUGAGGAGACACUCAAUUCCCGGCACUCUUCCCCUGUUUGUGUGGUUCUAAGUGAUCUUAAAACUUGGUGUUUGAUUGUACAGAGCCUCCCAGGCUCCUAGCCCCAGCACAGCCCUCACCAAGCACACGUCUUGCCCCCCACGCCCCAUCUCCCACACUGAGCGGCUACGGGUGGUAGUUACAGCUAAGCGCUCUUGCGCGCAAGCCACCCGUCACGCCUUGUGUGUCCUUCAAGGGUGGGGGAGUGUUUUUGUUCUUGUGGACCCUCUCCACCUACACAAUCCCAAACCCCAGGGCCUUGCUAUGAUGUCAGCCAAACUGACCACAGAGACCCAAGUUCCCAGCCAGCGUUUUUCCACUGCUUGCCAGCUGCACCAUAACAAUCAACAAAGAACAGAAGUCACCUUCCAGACCACAGGACAGAAGUUACCCAUAGAGGUGUUCAUUUUGUAUAUUGGGGGAGCUACAGGGAAAGUAGGUUUCCCCAGGAAAAAUCAUGGGGAACAGGAAAGAAAGGGGUGAUUACGUGGCAGAUUCAAGAUGAGAGUUCAGGGGGCUAAAUACCCUCCUCCGAUAUUCUCAUUACUGUUUCCUCCCUUGUGUAGAGUUCAAGGCAAACAGUGUCAAGCCCCUCCCUGCCAGAUCCCUGUCCCCAAGUGGCCGGGAGGCAGAAACUCCAAUACAAUAUGCUGCAGCUAAUGACAUGCCCGGGGAGCUGGGCUGUUAUCCUGUUAAACAAGCGUCCUAAGGGGUCGCCAAGGCCCAUGUCAGCUUUGGAGGCCCUGAACAUCAUCGGUCCCUUCAGGUUGAUCUGCUAGAGCCCGAGGACUUGACACUUCUUUCUAACCAAACUCACAAGAUGCUGACUUCUAAGCGACCCCUGGGAAAUCCAGCUAACAGGCUUGCAGGGAGAGCACCAUGAAUGGUGAAAAGGUGACCCUUGGACUGAGCUCCUCCUCAAGAGAUGGAAAGUAUGUUCCUGCCAUGUUUAAGCUUCCGCCCUCAACCACUGCAGGAGCAGUGGGAACGUGUCCUUCCUCCCCAGUUCUCUCUUUCUAGACUCCAAGGAAACUUCCAGCCUCUUAUAAUACCUCCUUUCAGGUCAGUGGUUCUCUAACUAUGGCCUUAGGGAACUCUGGUAUUCCGUGAGCCAAAGAGAGGACUCGUUUCUUAAAUUACAGGAAAAAAAAAAAAGGCUAAAGGAUAAAAGGGUUUCCCAUGUAUGCUUUCCCCUUGUAAAUUGUCUGUAAACCAUCCACAUCUCUGCCAAAAGUUAAAAGUAAAUACCAGAUACGUGUUAAUUCCUUCUUGGUUUCUGGCCACCGCCAUCACCUGGUUCUCCUCCUGCCUGACUGGCCUGUCUCCGCCUUAUUUGCGAGCCUGCUUCCUCUGAAGCCUCUCUUCAAUGCCAGUCUUUCUCAGGGUCCUGUCCCUGUCCCCACCCCCAUCUCGCUCCACACAUUCAUGAGUGACCUCACUGACACCCAGGGGCUCAGUUUCCCCUCUAUCAUGAAGACUUCCAGUCGCAGGCUCCAGCUGCGCUCUCUCCUCAGUUCCAGACCAAGUCGCCCCCAGGACAUCUCCGGAUGCCUCUCCCAUAGGCCCUGCACAGUCAACAUACGUUGAAAAGAACUGACUACCUAUCCCCACUUCCAAACUUCUGGUGCUCUGCUAUCUUCUUCAUUGUUGACGUCAGAAACUAGCAUAUGUCUGGAGUCCUUCUCUCCAGUGUUCCCCACUUUCUGUUGAUUGUGCCUCUCAAUAGCUCUCUGAUCAGUCCACGUUCUCCUUGGAUGUUCCUAGGUCAUUGCCAGCAUUUGCCAAUGAACUUCAACAGCCUCCCAAUUGGUCUCCUGCCCCUGGCGUCUCACCCUCCAAUCCCCUUUCUACAUGGCAGCCAGUGACUUUCUUAAGUGAACAUCUGACCACUUCAUUCCCCUGCUUAAAUCUCUUCUUUACACAUUAUCAUCAGAAAAAGCCCAAACUCCUUAACUCUUGGGUUACCAGAUUUGUCAGGCUCUGGUCACUGGUUAUUUCCUGCCAACGCUCUCCUUUCCCACCACCUUGCAACUGCACUCCACCAGUUUUUUGCUCCAUCCACUUAAAAUGACUUUGUCCGUGGCCUCUCUUGCCCCUGUGACUAUGCACAGUACUGUCCCUUUGGUCUGGAACAUUCUUCCCCACCUUAUGAUCCUUCCCAUCUCUGCUUAGAGCCUUACCUCACCACCCCGAAUUUGGGUUUAGUGCCCUCUUAGAGGCUCCCUUCUCAUAGCAUUAGCUGUAGCUACCUGUUUACCUGUCUUUUCUCUCCACCAGACUGAAAGCAACAUGAGGACAGGGACUGUGUCUCUCUUUUCCCCACUGUUUCUCUGUUCCUAGCACAGUGCCCAGGAACAUUGUAGAUGCUCAAUAAAUAUGCUGAAUGAUGAUUAACUGAAUGAAUGAAUGAACUCCUCUGGGAUCCCACUGCUCCCCCUGUACUUGGCCCUAAAGAAACACUUCUAGCUCUGCAUUAUAAUUGCCUAGUUACUUUUCCAUCCUCCUUCCUAAUCUGGGGGUUCUUUGGGGUGGAAGCUAUCUGGCUCACUGCUAUAUUCCCAGUGUCCAUCUCAAACCCUAGUACAUAGUAGGCACUUAAUAAAUAUUUACUGAAUGUUUAUCAUUAAUGGAAAACCUACCAGUCUGACGAAAACAAAUUAUUUUCCUCUGGGUGUGUGUAACUUGGUUGCGAUUUUU
This is a messenger RNA of Globicephala melas (long-finned pilot whale), 3581 nucleotides long. RefSeq names its product SLP adaptor and CSK interacting membrane protein (gene SCIMP). Gene Ontology annotation, cellular component: membrane; immunological synapse; tetraspanin-enriched microdomain. The record is from RefSeq and is a predicted model, not a curated record. Lineage: Eukaryota; Metazoa; Chordata; Mammalia; Artiodactyla; Delphinidae.